AUGAAUGGAACUCCUGGAUCAACAAAUUCUACUGGGUCUCCAUCGCCGAUUGUGGUUUCACACAACGAGGGAAAUGGCAGCAGCAAUGCCAAUAAUUUAUCGCCUCGAAAUUAUAAUACGCACUUGCAUCCCCAUCAUUUACAUAUUUCAAAGAGUGAUUCUGAGCUCAUGGAUUCAACCAAUGAUGGGUCCUCUCCAAAAGAACAUUCAGAACGCCUGCCCAUUCUCGUUCAUCACCACUCUCUGCGUUCUAAGGGAGAGAAGGACUUCAACAACAUUUUCGGAGAGAACGAGCAGGCCAUGAAAGAAAUGGAACAGUUUUCACAGAUGCAAAGCUCCCCACGUCUCAUGUCGGCAAGAAUAUCUACUGGUAUGAGUGGAAUUUCAUCACCUCGAAAUGGGGAAGCAGUUACGAACAGUGGAUCUUCCCUUGUGACCUCCACUUCCUCUCCUGCCUCAAAGAAAGCCCUCCUUCGAUAG
Naegleria lovaniensis is the source of this 480-nucleotide messenger RNA. RefSeq lists its product as uncharacterized. The record is from RefSeq and is a predicted model, not a curated record. Bases 1 to 480 code for a protein of 159 amino acids. NCBI's taxonomy places the organism in Eukaryota, Heterolobosea, Eutetramitea, Acrasida, Naegleriidae. The transcript has a single exon.